Molecule: messenger RNA, 1029 nt
Organism: Neltuma alba
Lineage: Eukaryota; Viridiplantae; Streptophyta; Magnoliopsida; Fabales; Fabaceae
Product: ethylene-responsive transcription factor ERN1-like
Exons: 1
Coding region: 14-823 (269 amino acids)
Biological process (GO): regulation of DNA-templated transcription
Molecular function (GO): DNA binding; DNA-binding transcription factor activity
Source: RefSeq, a predicted model, not a curated record
UGAACACCUUGUCAUGGAAAUUCAUUUCCAGCAACCAAAGCCGCUCCAGAAAGCAUCACAUGUUCCAAUCAGCAGAGGAGGCAAGUUCAAAGGAAGGAACAAGAACAAUGGCACGAACAAAUUUGUUGGUGUGAGACAAAGACCUUCUGGGAGAUGGGUGGCUGAGAUCAAAGACACAACCCAGAAGAUAAGAAUGUGGCUUGGCACAUUUGAGACUGCAGAAGAAGCAGCCAGGGCUUAUGAUGAAGCUGCCUGCCUUCUUCGAGGAUCCAACACUCGCACCAACUUCAUCACUCGCGUUUCCACAGAUUCUCCUCUCGCUUCUCGUAUUCGAAAUCUGCUUAACAACAGAAAAGUAACCAAAGAACAAGAUGUUGAUGCUUCUUCUUCGAGAGUCAACCCUACUAGCUCUGGUGGUACUAGUACUACUGGGAGCUCAGACUCAAGCAAUGAUGACAAAAAUGAUAGCUCUCUUUCUAGUGGGAAAAUUCAGAACACAGAGUUAUUUGCUGAUGGAUAUAGACCAGAUUUGAGCAGUUACGGGGAGGGAUUUGAUUUAUGCCCCCAAUCUAAUCUUUCGUGGGGUCUUGGACCUAUCGUUGAUCGUUUUCCUUUUGCUCAAGUAUUGGACGCGCCGAAGACUGAUGGUGUUGCUGACACAGUUGAGUUAGAGCUUUCAGAAUUCGAGAGGAUGAAAGUUGAAAGACAGAUAUCAGCUUCACUCUAUGCAAUUAAUGGAGUCCAUGAGUACAUGGAAACUGUCCAGGAUUCUAGUGAAGAAGCUCUUUGGGAUCUUCCACCCUUGUGGUCAAUGUUUUGCUAAAUUCAAAGUUCUAAAUGACCUUUAAAUCAGUCUUUUCUUCAGUGCUCCUAGUUAAUAAUAUCAUCCACCAUCGUUCCUAAACAAUCUCAGAGUCAGGAAGAGUUCGGGAUCUUGACUUGGGAUAGAGUUCUGCUUGCCUUUCUGCUUCAUAAAUAUCAGCUAGAAAGCGAGUUGCAUUAGCUCUUUGUGAAUGCCUUGUUUUUCAA